Zymoseptoria tritici IPO323 is the source of this 2145-nucleotide messenger RNA. RefSeq lists its product as uncharacterized. The transcript has 2 exons. NCBI's taxonomy places the organism in Eukaryota, Fungi, Ascomycota, Dothideomycetes, Mycosphaerellales, Mycosphaerellaceae. The record is from RefSeq and is a predicted model, not a curated record. The annotation marks the transcript as partial.
CCGAGUUCACCUCCGGAGUUGUCGUAUUCGAAGAGCUCGAAGUCGUCAUCUUCGUCGUCGAACAAUAGUGAUGAGGAUGAGCUGGAGGAUGCUGGGAUCGCGAGUAGUAAGACGAGAAAUUUCGAGGAGGUACAACUUGCGGGUGACGAGCGCGAGGACAAUAAUCUGCCGCCAGGCAGCCGACCGACUCUGCGGAAACCAGCGCAUCGCUCCUUUACUACUGGCGCGACGGACGCGAGUGCUGCGGGAAUCUUGCGAGACCAGAGUCUGAACCUGCCGCAUGGCCGCCGGAGCAUGCAACGAGCGACUAGCAGUCCUAUAUCGCCAUUCGCCCGAAUGUCUCGAACGCCCUCGCCGAACAAACCAUUCAUUUCUGGCAGUCCUUCCGCGACCUCACCACAAGCGAACGGCCGCAGCCCUUCCUUCGAAGGAUCGAUACCGCAUCGAAACGCUCCCGGAACAUUGGCUCGCUCUGUGUCAUGGCAGCCGGGCAGGAAGUCAGUCCAAGAGCUGGAGGCGGAGUGCAAUGACGAGGACGAGGAGGUGCCGGACGAUGCGAUUCUGGAGAAUGUGCCAAUCUCUCCCUUGCCUGGUCAGCACCUCUCGGCAUACAAAUCCCCCAAUGUGAGCGCGACAUCAUUAUUACGCUCGCCGACUCCAAGUCCACAUCGAAGACCAUCCUACGCAGGUCUCCACUCCGCCAACAUACCCAAGGGAGCAAAACGACCUUCUGCACCACCACUCAACGGACAAAACCGACCAACACGAUCCCCGAAAUACGGCAGACCACGAAUGCCUCACAGCGCGACAGCCGGAUCAUUCCCUGCUGCCGAAAGACUACACGGCAAGCAACGCUCUCGAUCAUGGCAUGAGCAUCUCAACGAUGAGGCUCGAGAGCUGUCGCAAGCAUUGGAAGAGCACGCAAGCCGCAGACCCACCGAGUCGAAGUCCCACACGGCCGACAGCACACCCUCGAGCAGCCCACCGCGAACAACAGCCAAACCUGUCCGGUCGAUUACGAGUCCGACCGAGUUCCCGUCUGUGCCAGCGUUGCAGAAAGGUAACAUCAUGAUUGAUCCGCUGCCGAUCAGCAAAGAGAAGGAAGCAGUACUCUCACGGACAAGACCGUCAUGGUUACCACCAAAGGAUCAGAAAGAGGAGAAACGGCACUUGAGAGAAUUCCAGCAGAUGAUGGCGCGAGCAGCCGAGGCCGAGAAGAAGCGCUUACUGAAAAUGCAGGAGAAUCGUGAGAUGGACGAGGAGGUACAAGGCAGUGUUGCUCGAAUUUGGGAUCAGCAUGUCCUUCCUAAUUGGGACGCCGUCAUGAAAGAACCACGCACGAGGGAACUAUGGUGGCGAGGUGUCACUUCACGGAGCAGAGGCGAAGUCUGGCAGAAAGCGGUUGGAAAUGAACUAGAACUGUCACCAGCUUCCUACGAUGCUGCUCUCGAACGAGCCCGCGCACUGGAGGAGAAACUUGGCGACCUACCGGAGGAAGAGCUACCCAGCAGCAAGGAGCUGGCCUGGUUUGAAGCCAUCGAUCGAGAUGUGACGACGGUCUUUCCGGAACUGAACAUGUUCCAGCACGGCGCACCUCUGCACGACGCUCUGGGCAACGUCCUGAAAGCCUACGCCAUGUAUCGAAGCGAUAUUGGCUAUGUUUACGGAACUCACCUUGUGGCGGGGAUGGUUUGUAUGCAUGUUCCUCCAGCCACGGCAUUCGUGCUGCUGGCCAACUUGCUCAACCGUCCCCUCCCGCAUGCAUUCCUCGUUCACGACCGGACUGGCAUGCAGCGCGCCUACGAACUUACCCUCCACACGCUUCGCUACAAAUUCAGCAGGCUGCACGACCACAUCACGUCCGAAACCAUCGGCCUCCAUCCGGAAGAAUUUCUCGACCCCAUGUUCCGCUGCUUGUUUGCAAAUAAUCUUCCUCACGAACAUGUUGCCCGGAUCUGGGACCUUUUCGUUUUCGAAGGCGACAAAGCGCUGGUCCGCGCUGCUGUGGCCGCCAUGGGCAUACUGGAGCCCAAGCUGUACGGCAACAGAGAGGAGAUCCUCGGUCUGAUCGGCUGGCAGAAUGAGUCGCGCUGGAGUGUCGGGACUGAGAACGAAUUCGUCGAGGCCGUCAGAGAGGCUGGCAAA